AUGUGUGGGAUCUGCUGUGUUGUGAGUUUGACCUCGUCUCAGUGUUCGCUUCACGAUCAUGUCUAUGAAACUCUGCGUCGUCGGGGACCCGAUCACAGCCGGAACGUCACGGCGAGUUCAUCCAACCCAGAGUACAGUUGCCUUUUCUCUGCUCAUGUCCUCCAUAUGAGAGGAAGUCUGACCCCGCAACCUCUGCAAGACGACCACGGGAAUCUCCUUCUCUGGAAUGGCGAGGUCUUUGGCGGACUGGUGGUGGAACCUGAGGAAAACGAUACCCAAAUUAUUCUUGAUCGUUUGUCAGCGUGUAAAAGUCCGUCAGAUGUGUUGUCCGUCCUGUGUCAGGUUAAGGGACCGUGGGCGAUUAUCUAUUACCAGAAAGAGGAACAUUGCCUCUGGUUUGGGAGGGACUUCUUUGGGAGAAGAAGCUUGCUUUGGAGUUGGGGAACAGACAAGAGUUCCUUUACGCUGACGUCCGUGUCUAUUGGCUCACCGGAUCUCAAAUGUUCAGAGGUUCCAGCGGUCGGUGUUUUCAGAGUGGACUUAAAGAGCUGGUCACAGCGGGAAAGUCUAAAUAUUGAGGUUUAUUCAUGGGGUUAUCUUCAGUCGGACUUCAUCUGGGAAGGUCUUCCCAGUUUCGUCUCCUUCAUCCUGAACGAUUCUGUCCUGUCGUCUCCGGUUCCCCCCAUGAACAUGUCCAUAACCGGAGUGGAACCAAAUUCUUGCAAUUCCAGUCAAACAUCACUGGAUGAACUUACGGAGCUUCUAAAAAGCACCGGAAAGCGAGAAACAGUUUGUCGUCUCGUGGAUGUCCUCAGCGAGGCUGUACGCAGGAGGGUGCAGCACCUUCCCCAUCAAUUCAACCCCAAUCAAGCGCAAGUUGCCAUACUUUUUUCCGGAGGAAUCGAUUCCAUGAUCCUGACUGUUCUUGCUGAUCGCUACAUACCUCCGGACCAACCCAUUGACCUCCUCAACGUGGCAUUUAAACUCCAGGAACCAAAGACAAAUCAAGGCUCAGGGAAGAAAGGACGAAACACUAAAAAAGAUCACGCAAGUCAUGAGGUUUCCACAUCGCUGCAAACAAACUUCGACGUUCCGGACAGAAUCACAGGUCGGGACGGUCUGCGUGAACUUGCGGCUCUCAAUCCCGAACGGAAAUGGAACUUUGUUGAGAUCAACGUUACUCAAGAGGAGCUUAGGGAAAUGCGGGUGAAGAACAUCUGCCACCUCGUUCAUCCGUUAGACACCGUUCUGGACGACAGUAUCGGAUGUGCCAUGUGGUUUGCAGCCAGAGGAAGCGGCUUGGUAUCAGAGGGAACACGGCAGAGGCAGCACAGCUCUACCGCAAAGGUCAUUCUGACGGGCAUCGGGGCAGACGAGCAGCUAGCUGGCUACUCCAGACACCGAGUGCGUUUCAAAACCUCGGGUCUCCAGGGACUGGUCAAGGAGCUGGCUAUGGAGUUGGGUAGAAUUUCCUCCAGAAAUCUCGGACGAGACGACCGGAUUAUCGCGGAUCAUAGCAAAGAGGCCAGGUUCCCGUACUUGGACGAGGACGUGGUGAGCUUCCUGAACACGCUGCCGGUUUGGGAGAAAGCAGAUCUGUCUCUGCCCCGGGGACUGGGUGAAAAGCUCCUCCUGAGGCUGGCAGCCGUCGAGCUCGGACUCGGACCUUCUGCUGUACUGCCCAAGAGAGCCAUGCAGUUCGGGUCUCGAAUAGCCAAGCUGGAGAACAGCCGCGAGAAGGCUUCAGAAAAGUGCAGCAGACUGAUCGCCAGUUAGAGCACGAACUUUUAUUUUAUUUUGUUUCAUCAUGAGCGGUGGAUCCGAAUAUCUCGAUACAUUUUACUGUAAGAAUCUGGGUUUGAAUACUAGAUUAAAUAAACGUCUGGAUUUUGAA
Molecule: messenger RNA, 1894 nt
Organism: Tachysurus vachellii
Lineage: Eukaryota; Metazoa; Chordata; Actinopteri; Siluriformes; Bagridae
Gene: asnsd1
Product: asparagine synthetase domain containing 1
Exons: 3
Coding region: 1-1776 (591 amino acids)
Molecular function (GO): asparagine synthase (glutamine-hydrolyzing) activity
Source: RefSeq, a predicted model, not a curated record